CCCAACCUCCAUUUCUCCGUAUAUAUAUGCAGAAACCAUCAACAUUCAAUUUCACACAAAACUCAUACACUUAAUUCUUUCCUCUUUGCUUCUCAUCUCUCUCCCUCUGUGUGUGUGUGAAGAAGGCUUGAAGAAGAAGAAGAAUGGCAGAGGCGUGGCGCAAACUGAAAAAGGCGCUAUCAUCAUUGAAGCAGCAGCCUAAGCCUGUGCCCUCUGUUGAUAACUCCCAUUCCAAAUCACCCGCAAUUCCGCCGUCUUCCUCCUUCUCCAGGAGCUUCACCACCACCACACGAUCAUCAAAGAGAACAUGUGCCAUUUGCCUUGGGAGUAUGAAAGCUGGGAAUGGUCAGGCCAUCUUCACUGCUGAAUGCAGCCAUGCUUUCCACUUCAGCUGCAUUGGCAAUAGUGUUAAGCAUGGAAACCGCCUUUGCCCUAUCUGCAGAUGCAAAUGGAAGGAAAUCCCUCUCCAAUUUCCCACCUUCAGUACUGAUGUAAACGGUAUCAAUGCUGGAGGAUCUCGCGUGUCUCCUUACCAUGUAUCACUUGAAGAUCCUGUUAACUUCUCUCGUCCCCUACCAACAAUAUCUCCACCUCGUCCCCAGCACAUUCCAUUCUCGGAUGAUGAGCCCCUUCUCAACAUCAUCGUGGAUCAUACCUCCUCUCCUUCCGCACUUCACUCGGGGAAUAUCCUCAUGAAAUCUUUUGCAGAAUUUCCUGCAGUUGGUGCUGCUGAAGAUGUGCCAAGAUUUGCAGUUCUUGUUGGAUUAAGGGCACCACCACUCUUAGAUGGUGCUCAGGACCUAGAGCGUGCGCCGAUUGACCUGGUUGCGGUGCUAGAUGUUAGUGGGAGCAUGAAUGGAUCAAAGUUGACUCUCUUGAAGCAAGCAGUGUGCUUUGUGAUAGAUAACUUGGGGCCUUCCGACCGGCUAGCUAUUGUUACUUUCUCAUCAAGAGCUCAAAGAAACUUUCCCUUGCGUAGGAUGACUGAACAAGGGCGUCAAGAAGCUGCACUAGCUAUCAAUGGUAUUUCAGCAAAUGGUGGGACAAAUAUUGUGGAAGGACUCAAGAUUGGGGCUUGUGUUCUUGAAGAAAGGCGUGAAAAGAAUCCAGUUGCGAGUAUCAUUCUCUUGUCUGAUGGGAGAGACACCUAUAACAGUGAUAACGCGAAUCGACGCAAUAGCAAUAGAAACCAUAGAUCCUCAAAUCCAACAUUGAUCCCUGAUUAUUUGAGUCUAUUGCCUUCUUCCAUUCGUGCUUGCAAUAGCGAAGUGCAAGAGGCAGAGGAUUUGUCAACUUUCCCUGUUCAUACGUUCGGGUUUGGUCCAGACCACGAUUCUUCUGCUAUGCAUGCUAUAUCCGAUGCAUCAGGGGGCACAUUUUCAUUCAUUGAAUCGGUUGUUACUGUUCAAGAUGCAUUUGCAAUGUGUAUUGGUGGUCUCCUCAGUGUUGUGGUCCAGGAGCUUCAACUUAGCUGCACAGCAGCAUCACCUGGAGUGAAGAUUGUGUCCAUUCCUUCAGGAAGAUAUGCAAGUGAAAUUUCCGAACAAGGACAGCAAGGCGUAAUUAACAUCGGGGACUUGUAUGCAGAUGAGGAGAAAGAGUUUCUCGUAUACGUGUCUAUUCCCUCAGUUAAAAGUGCUCAAGUUGAGGACAGGGUGGAAACAUCACUCUUGCAAAUUGUUUGUUCUUACAAAAAUACUGUGUCCAACGAAAUGGUUAGAGUGGAGGGUGAGACAGUUAAGAUACGUCGACCUCAAGUGCUGUCUCCUAUAGAUGUAGUAGUAAGCCUGGAGGUCGAUAGGCAGAUAAACCGCCUAGCAGUAGCGGAAACGAUAGCAGAGGCACAAGAGAUGGCAGAGAGGGGAAAUCUUGACAGCGCACAGGCUCUGCUAAAUAACAGAAGGUCUUGCCUUUUGUCUUCAGCAUCUGCCCAAGCAGGUGAUGGCCUGUGUAACAGGCUUGACACUGAACUGACUGAAAUCACAGAGAGGAUGGCAAGCGAGGAACUCUACGAGCAAAUGGGACGAGCUUAUAUGCUCUCGGGUUUAAGCUCACAUUUUUGGCAGAGAUCCACAACUAGGGGUGAUACAACUACACAGCUAAUACUACUAGGGGAGAGCUCAAACAAUACAGGUGCUGUUGGCUAUGAAACUCCAAGUAUGUUAAGCAUGGUCUCAAAGUCACAGAGCUUAACUAUUAGUAAUCCUCUUUGAACAAGUUCUGGAUAAAGAUUGCUAACUCUAUUAGUUCUCAGGGUGAUCGGUAAAAUAGAACAUGUUUAGUGACAAAAUUCUGUGGAAUUUAACUCUAGUAAUGCCGCCUUUUCCCUGUCCCUGACCUGUUGGUCAUUAGCAAAUUAGAUUCUUAUCAUUUGACUUCU
Nicotiana tabacum (common tobacco) is the source of this 2380-nucleotide messenger RNA. RefSeq names its product E3 ubiquitin-protein ligase WAV3-like. Lineage: Eukaryota; Viridiplantae; Streptophyta; Magnoliopsida; Solanales; Solanaceae. The record is from RefSeq and is a predicted model, not a curated record.